This is a messenger RNA of Planococcus citri (citrus mealybug), 4654 nucleotides long. RefSeq lists its product as uncharacterized. The coding region runs from base 285 to 4229 and encodes 1314 amino acids. Gene Ontology annotation, biological process: SMAD protein signal transduction; transforming growth factor beta receptor signaling pathway; cell differentiation. Gene Ontology annotation, molecular function: DNA-binding transcription factor activity, RNA polymerase II-specific; I-SMAD binding; RNA polymerase II cis-regulatory region sequence-specific DNA binding. The transcript has 27 exons. Gene Ontology annotation, cellular component: heteromeric SMAD protein complex. The record is from RefSeq and is a predicted model, not a curated record. Lineage: Eukaryota; Metazoa; Arthropoda; Insecta; Hemiptera; Pseudococcidae.
GGAAGAUGCGUGCGAAACAAUAACAAAGCUGGCAUUUUUGUUUUGUCUGUCUCGGUCUCGAUGUGUUCUUCGAAUCGAAUCCUCGUUAUUCUUCAUUAGUAGUUCAGUUCAUUCGUGUUUUUCGGCGAACUAAUUAGCUACUCGUACUCGUGUUCGUGAAAUAUGCUCACCUUGUUGCGUCAGUGAAGUGAGCUUGGCAAAUGAUCAUAUUCACGCUGCGUAUUGUGAUAUGAUUUAAUUCUUAUCGAAUUGUUGGACGGCCACUGCCUGCAGUUCCAACCAUCAUGAUGGACGGAAUGACGACGUUAGAAAGCCUCAUGUGUCACAGGAUCGGUUGGCAAACCGAAACCUACGUGAAAAGAGCCAUCGAGAUAGUAAUUCGUCAGAACGAUCAAUCGACUUUGAAGCAAUUACUCGCAACCUUAAGUACAAAUGGUAAAACAAUCACUCCAUGUGUUACGGUAGCUCGACCUAUCAAACAAUAUUACGGAUACGUCGACGUAUUUAGACAAUUUCCUGAUGGCGAUUAUCCUCACGUUAUUUACGCCAAGAUUUGGCGAUGGCCCGAUGUACGUUUUGAAGAAUUACAAUGUCUGCCACAUUGUAAAUUCGGUUUCGAGUUGAAGAAGGCUUCGAUAUGUGUGAAUCCCUAUCAUUACGAACGUAUCGAGGUGCCCUAUAGUAGUAUCAGCGUCAGUUCUACGUCGACUGUUGAGGAGCAACCUGAACGUAUUAGAACAGUCACGUUUGCGGUACCGGAAGUUACUACGUUUGGAAGCUCGAAUUCUUCGAAGACUGAGUCGGUUAGCUCGAAUGCUUCGGUAACUGAUACGAAAGAAUCUAAGACAAUCGAAGCAACAUCCGAUCAAUCAAGCGAUCAACUCCUAGACAUGCUAACCACCUCUUUCGAUUUUCCUGGCUUGUUACCUACGACGAACGACUCCACCGGUUCGAACUCAGCUCACGAUAACCCCGAACCCGAGAAAACUGCCGAAUUAUCUACGUCGAAUCUCGAUAUACUCGAUCUAGACCAAAAUUCAAUCGUUUCGGUUCCAUAUCCUCCAUCUGCGAGUCAGAUAAAAGACUCCGAUACUAGUUCGGAACCGUCUGUUGUCAAUUCUCCACCUUCUGAACCGUCUGUAGUUAAUCAACUGCUGGAUAUGGAUGACAGCUACAGCAACGGUGCUGGAUCGGCUCGAGAUCGCAGCGAGUCUUCUGCGUCGAUUAGUUCGGACGAUGGGUUCGAAAUUAUCAACUACGAUAUGGAUGUGGAUGAAUUGAACGCUGCCGAGAGUAAAACUCCGUCUAUGACUUGCUCGGUGGCAGAUAGCCAAAAUACGAAGAAAGAGCUCGAGCUCGCUUGUAGCGAAACUACUCCAAGAGCUAACGAUGAUUAUUCGACAACGUCGUCUGCACAAAACACGUGGAAUGAUGCUGGGAAACUUGACGAAGACGAGUCGGUCAAAUCGUUCGAAGAUGAUGUUAGUAUCAAGCUUAGUCUGAGGCGUUCCAAGAAUGUAAAAAAGUUCGUGGAAGCCGCGAAGCUCACCGAAGAAGAAUUACCCAUGUCUUUCGGCCACUUUCUAGCCGACCUGAAUCCCACAUCACCUAAUCUGAUUCCAUCUGAAGCUAAUGGCGUUAAGCAGCGAGAUAGCUCUGAUAAUUCGUGUGCAGCAGAAAAUAACGUUCAGACUUCGGACAUGGAGACCGAAAAUGGCGAUUCUAAGGCGAUCAGUGAGAGCGUCGACGAAUGGAAGAAAAAAUACGAAAAACUGCGAGACGAACACGAAAAAUUAAAAGUCGCCUUCAUCGACGCCGGUUUCGCAGCUACCAACGAGCCUACGCUGAAACUACGCUGUAAAGAAAUGCAGAAACUGAUGGACGGUGUAAAGACGCAGUUCGAAAGCCCGUCUAAAUCCGCUGGCCAAUACAAACGUCUGAGAAAGAUCGUCGACAACGGAGUCGACGGUUUCUUUACCAUAGCAUCACCCCCCAAGAGCUCGUCGUCUACGUCACAUUCAUCUACCUCAUCUUCGGCUUGCAGUACACUUACAAGUACACUUUCAUCUUUGCUUUCACCCGAUACGCCGUAUCGCCGGAAAAUUUACGCCAAGACUCGAGUUGCGAAGCUAAAAAUACCACCUUUUGCUCCGAACUGUAACGUUUCCUCGGUUACGACACCGUCGAGUACUGCUACCACACAGGGAACUUUGGCUGUGCCAACGACGAUGUCGUCCACGUCUACGUCGACUGCAGCAGUCAGCCAAUGUGGACCGUUUUAUUUCACUGGUUUACCGUCGUCGUCGACUCAGCCGGCAGCAGUUGACCAGAAAACAAAUGCAGCUGGUACGGCUACGCCUAGACCGACGAUACCGUUGGAGCUGAUACCUGGACCGCCCAAGUUUUCACAAAAAACGGUCAAACUUAAAGAUUUGAUGGCUCUGUCUGCAGCGAAAGACUCCAAGAUGCUCUUGUCAAAUGUCGGUAACAGUUUAAUGGCGAAACAGCUUAAUUCCGAGAAGCAGCAGCAGUCUGCGGAGGUAACCGGACCAUCGUCGUCGCAUCAACAGCCAACAGCCGCACCAUUGAAUGUUCCAGAACAACCUAAAAUCAAAGCAGAAAUAAUGGAUGAAGGCGAAAAACCCGGAGACGAAAGUAUCGUAGAUCAGCUCCGGGCUGAAAAUUAUACGCUUCGCGUUAGAGUGAAAUCUUUGGAAGCUCAGCUGGAAAUGCAGAAACAAGACGAAAUGGAGAAAAUGAAACACUAUACGAAUAAUAUGAGAGAACAGUACAUACAGACUGUAAAUAGAUUGACCGAGUCGAAUAAACCGGCAGCUUUUGGUGGACGAUAUGAUCUAACCGAAGACGAGCGCUUUCAAUUUUUCAUGCUUCGUGAGAAAGUCCAGAAAUUGGAAGCUGAACUAGAGGAGGAAAAGAAAAAAGCUCAGAAGAAUCCAUUGACCCCGAUCCCGGUAGUGCAUAUAAAAAAUGUUGAAGGUUCGCUUAACAGAGUACAGACCCUGAAACCGAUAUUGAAAAAACCAUCGGUAUUGCCGAUACAGAUACAAUCAGUUAAUGGACCCGUGACUACAACAGUUUUGUGUAAUGGAAAACAAUAUGUAGUGCAACCGAGUACACAGUCGGUACCCUUGACUCGUAUUGUCCGUUCGCAGACUAUACCCGCGACUACAAGCAUUAUCCGUAACGGAACACAUUAUCUACAAGUGAAUCAGUCUAAUACGAGUACACCGUUGGUGAAGGCUGUGCGUCUAGUAGAACCAUCGUCGCAUCAGCAGCCAAAAGCUGGACCAUCGCAUGCUCCGGAACAACCUGAAGUCAAAGAAGAGAAAAUGGAUCAAAGCGAGAAACCCGCCGACGACAGUAACGAAGCUCAGCUCCAGGCUGAAGUUGAUAAGCUUCGCAUUAGAGUAAAAUCUUUGGAAGCUCAGCUGGAAAUGCAGAAACAAGACGAAAUGGAGAAAAUGAAGUCCUAUACGAAUAGCAUGAGGGAACACUAUAUGCAGACUGUUACUAGAUUGAACGAGUCGAAUAAAGAAUUGACCGAGAAAUUGGCCGUGAAAGAGAUAGAAAUGGCCAACCAGAUCGAUCCGCAGGAGGUAACCACCUUAUUGGACGAUAAAGAUAGGGAAAUCAAUAACCUGAACGAUCAUCUGCUCUCAUUGUGCGCCCUACUGACUGCUAAUGAAGACGAAAUCCUGCAAUUGAAACACGAGAAGCGUACUUUGAAGAGGAAUUCAGAAUCUGAGGAAUCGGACGAGGAAGUUUCAUUGAAAAGACGACCCGAUGAUCAGGAAAAAGUUGAAUCGAAUCAGGAACCGCUGGCUCCGCAGCAUGUGUUCGAUUAUUUAUGCUCUGAAUUGGAGAAAUCCACUAUGAAAACAUCUGAGGAAAAUAAGUCUGAGGAUGGUGCUACGAACAAAGAAGGUACAUCUUCGGAUAACGUUCCUAGUAACGAUAAUUCUGCUCCGUCCGAACCUCGAGAAAUUAAUACACUGACGACUUCGAUACGUGACAUCGAGGAAAGGGAAAGGGCAAUGGCUGCCAGAUUUUCAGAAGUUAUAGCCGAAUUGGAAGUAAUGAAAAUCACCCACGACAAAACAAAAACCGAUCUGGAAGCCAGACUUAAAAAUGGUGCUAAACAGUACGCGAAAUUGUACUUGAAAUACGAUAAACUGAAAAAAGGCAAUCCACCGGAAACAGACUUAUAAACAUUCUUCUCCUGCUUCCUCUCACGACGAUAAGCUUUUCAUAUGUAUUUUUAUCCUUCUUUGCAGUUUAAGUGUAAGUACUACUCGUAUAUAUCGACUUAUCGUUCUUCGUAAUCUUUCUUUUUUUUUACGUUUUAGUUUAUUUUACUUUUUUUAUUUUUAUUCGAGUCUUUCUAUAUGUAUCCUAUUUUUUAAUGAGUGAGUUAGUGGCUAUUUUUUACCAAGUUAAAAUAAGAAAAACAAGUGUUCAACUCAGGUACUAUAUAUUUUUUAAAUUCCUAAGAGAUAUUUUCACUCUCGUAUUAUAUCUUGACGAUGAAGACGAUUGUUUCGAUUAUUUGUUAUUUGUGUGAAACGACUGUCUAUUAAUUACGCGUUUGUUUUAAAGUUUAAUUUUAUAGUGAAUAAAUAUUUCGUAUUGUUCC